UCUCGCCAGCACACAGUAGAUGCUCAAUACAUUUCCUGAAUGAGUCUUCAAGCCUCCACAACAAGGACAUAAGCAGUUUCUCCAGCCUCUUGGUGCGGUCAGGGCUUGUCUUGCUGAGUGAUUAUCACACACCUGGAUAACGUUCAGGUGACUGGAGAACUCUCACGUGGACAGUCCCCUAGUAUCCAGCCUGGGUCAUUGAACAACCCUUUCCCAGGCCCCCACCCCACAUGACCAGCGUAAAGGAACCCGGCGGGCCAUUGCCAGCAGUUAAUAUGGCGACUGCGGCGACAGUGCAUGGCGCAUGCGCCUGGCGAGGGGCGGCCAGGUACGAAAGAUGAGAAUACGGCUCCUCCUUCUUCCUCGUCCCACCCUAUUUCCGGCGGAAGCGGCCGCAACAAGGGAAACUUUAUUGUUCCCGUUGGUGCAGUGAGGAUGUCGGUGAAUUACGCGGCGGGGCUUUCGCCGUAUGCGGACAAGGGCAAGUGCGGUCUACCCGAGGUCUUCGACCCCCCCGAGGAGUUGGAGCAGAAGGUGUGGGAGCUGGCACAGCUCAUCUGGCAGUCCUCCAGUGUGGUGUUCCACACAGGCGCAGGCAUCAGCACUGCCUCAGGCAUCCCCGACUUCAGGGGCCCCCAUGGCGUCUGGACGAUGGAGGAGCGGGGCCUGGCCCCCAAGUUCGACACUACCUUUGAGAAUGCCCAGCCCACAAAGACCCACAUGGCGCUGGUGCAGCUGGAGCGCGUGGGCCUCCUGCGCUUCCUGGUCAGCCAGAACGUGGACGGACUGCACGUGCGCUCCGGCUUCCCCAGAGACAAGCUGGCAGAGCUCCACGGAAACAUGUUUGUAGAAGAAUGUGUCAAGUGUAAGACGCAGUAUGUCCGGGACACCGUGGUGGGCAGCAUGGGCCUAAAACCCACAGGCCGGCUCUGCACCGUGGCCAAGUCCAGGGGACUGCGGGCCUGCAGGGGGGAGCUGAGAGACACUAUCCUGGAUUGGGAGGAUUCCCUGCCUGACCGGGACCUCACCUUGGCCGACGAGGCCAGCAGGCUGCCCAGCCCAGAAGUGACUGAGCCAGAAUCAGAACCCAGGAGUUCCCCACCAGCAGCUCCACUUCUGCCGACAAGGUUGAGGGGUGGCCCGGCAGAAGGGAAGUGUCAGAGGCAGGCCAUGGCUGGGCCCCCAGCAGAGGAGUGCAGACCUGUCCAUCACACUGGGCACCUCCCUGCAAAUCCGGCCCAGCGGGAACCUUCCCCUCGCCACCAAGCGCCGUGGAGGUCGCCUGGUUAUCGUCAACCUUCAGCCCACCAAGCACGACCGCCACGCAGACCUGCGAAUCCACGGUUAUGUUGAUGAGGUCAUGACGCGGCUCAUGAAACACCUGGGCCUGGAGAUCCCGGCCUGGGACGGCCCCCACGUGGUGGAGAGGGCACUGCCGCCCCUGCCACGCCCACCUGCCCCCAAGCUGGAGCCCAAGGAGGAGGACUCCCCCCAGCUCGACAGCCCAGUGCCUGCCAGCCCCAAGCAGGAACCCACAGCUGAGCCCUGCACCCAGCACAAUGGUUCCGGACCCACCAGCCCCAAAAGGGAACAGCCGGACAGCCCUGCCCCUCACAGGCCUCCCAAAAGAGUGAAAACCGAGGUGGUUCCUAGCUGACCAGGGGCCCCGGGGAGGGCGGGUUUUUUUUUUUUAAUAGAAACCGUGGGUUCUUUUUCUUUUUUCUUACCAGUCUCACUUUGUUAUUCAUUUCUGUCCUUUGGGGGAGACCUCAGGGUGCUGAGAGCUGGGCUCCAGGCCCAGGGGCAGACUUGCCGCCCACUGGACCUCCCUUUAACUUGGGGCCUAUGGAAGGGGCUUGGCAAGGAGCAUCUCUGCCCCAGAUUCUGAACUUGGAGCUGACAACCCCACACCUGCUCCACCCCGUCUCCAGCCCCUGACUCAGGGUGUUCUUGGGAGGCGUGACCAGGCCCUCCCUGAUUUCCAACCUAAACAGGAAUCAAGCCUGUCUGCCCCCUGGACUCUCACACUCCCUAGCCCCUGCCUAUCCCCACACAGCCUUCACAGCCCCUCUAGGAGGGAGGGGACACACAGCCACCAUUUAGGAGCCAAACUUCAUGGCAGGACAGACAACAGAGGUUCACACUGCCUUUGUGGCUGGAGCGAGGCAAGUGGGUCCACCUGACUUCCUCCAGGCUUCCAGAAAAGCCUUCAAUGCAAUAAAAGAAUUUCUUGCA
This is a messenger RNA of Capra hircus (goat), 2235 nucleotides long. It is a transcript of the gene SIRT6, whose product is annotated as sirtuin 6. Gene Ontology annotation, molecular function: NAD+ binding. The transcript has 10 exons. The record is from RefSeq and is a predicted model, not a curated record. Lineage: Eukaryota; Metazoa; Chordata; Mammalia; Artiodactyla; Bovidae. The coding region runs from base 298 to 1353 and encodes 351 amino acids.